Molecule: messenger RNA, 1915 nt
Organism: Filobasidium floriforme
Lineage: Eukaryota; Fungi; Basidiomycota; Tremellomycetes; Filobasidiales; Filobasidiaceae
Product: putative xylulokinase
Exons: 6
Coding region: 116-1855 (579 amino acids)
Biological process (GO): xylulose metabolic process
Cellular component (GO): cytosol
Molecular function (GO): D-xylulokinase activity
Source: RefSeq, a predicted model, not a curated record
UAAGCCAUGGCCGGGUGGACUUGGAUCAACAAUACCAGAACAACCAUGACGGCCGUACAGACCAAUUCACAAAAUCCAAUCGAUCAAGUAAACCAAUACGCUACCUGAUUCGACCAUGUCGUCUCCACUCUACAUCGGUCUGGACAACAGCACGCAAGCCCUCAAAGCUGUCGUCAUCGACCAGCACUUGAACACGCUGUACGAACACCGACUGGACUUUGCCGACGACCUACCAGAAUACAAGACCAAGAGCGGGGUCAUCAUCGCUGACGAUGGAUCCGUCUUGGCACCCGUCUUGAUGUACGUCGAGGCGAUGGAGAAGGUGUUUGACAACCUGAAAUCACAGGGUCUCGACUUUUCGCGAGUCAAGGCGGUAUCUGGAGCGGCCGCUCAGCAUGCUAUCGUCCUCCUCAACUCCAAAUACCGAGCUGCCUCUGAGGGAUUAUCCUCGGACCAGUCCCUGAAGACUCAGCUGUCCGAUGUCUUUGCCUCCCCCUUCGCGACCAACUGGCAAGAUUCGACUACGACCAAACAAUGUCGAGAGAUGGAAACGGCGAUUCACCAAGUCGCAAACGGGUCGAGCCCUGGAGCGAGCAUGGCCCAAGUGACCGGCUCAUCGGCACACGAACGGUUCUCGGGACCUCAAUUGAAAAAGGUCUACCAGACCAACCGGGAGGUGUUUGACAAGACCGACCGGGUGUGCGUUUUGAGCGCCUUCUUGACGACGUUGCUGUGUGCCGAUGGAGAGGUGAAAGCGGUCGACGAGGCCGAUGCAUCUGGAGCGAAUUUGUACUCAAUUCCCGAUCGCAAAUGGAACCCGACCCUUCUCGGUUCUAUUGUAGGCGCCGAUACGGCCAACGACGAUGUCCAGCGUAUGAUGGGCGCCGUCGAGCGCGACCCGAGAAAGAGCGCUGGUAAAAUCGGAAAGUGGUUCCAGGACCGUUAUGGAUUCGCUUCAGACUGCGAGGUAGCCUACUUUACGGGUGACAACCCGGCUACCCUGCUCUCGUUUGCUUUGGUGCCGGGCGAUGCUGUGGUCUCGCUCGGAACCUCGGACACGGUUCUCCUGGCGACCGAAAAGUACAACCCCCAUCCGAAUUACCACAUCUUCCCCCAUCCUGCUGGCAACGACAAGAACGGCGGUGAGCGAUACAUGGGCAUGCUUUGCUACAAGAACGGAUCUUUGGCCCGAGAGAUGGUACGAGAUGGAAUCAACGGCUCGUCAACCAAAUCUUGGGACUCGUUCAACAGGGCGGUGCAAGACACCCCAGCGCCCAAGCUCGACUCGAAGGAGAAAGACGUCUUCGGUUUCUACUUCCGAGACCACGAGAUUAUCCCCCGGAACGUACAAGGACUGUACCGUUUCGACGCUGAAAUGGACAUGGAAUCGGAACCGCUCAACUUGAAGUCGCUCGACGCCGUACGCUGGUCCACAUCGGACGCCAAGAGGAUCUUGGAAUCGCAGUUCUUGAGCUUCAAGAGCAAGAUCAAUCAGCUCUUGCCUGCAGACUCGCCUAGCCUUCGACGCAUCUACGUCACUGGUGGCGCGAGCGCAAACCCCGUCAUCACAUCUCUGCUGAGUACCGUACUCAACGCUCCCAUCUAUGCGGGUGGCAGUGCCCAGGGAUGUGCUAUGGGUGGUGCUUACCGGGCGGCCUGGUGUCACGCCAGCAAGCAGGGCGGGGAUGUCGAGUUUGCCGAGUUUGUCAAGAACAGCAGGAACGCCAAGGAGACGGUCGAGGCCGAGGGCAGGGUCGUCGCUCAGCCUGACCGGGAUCUGGCCAAGGUCUAUGACGAUCUGUUAGAGUCCUGGAGAAAGGCAGAAGCACAGGUCAUUCAGGCUUGCGCAAAGUAGCUCCCCGGUCUUGGUCCAUUUCAUUUGCUGAUGUCUCGGAAAGGUUCUCAUACCCAUGAU